AUGGACACGUCCUUGCAAAAACAUCCUUUCCAGCUUGCCCUGCAGGACAUGUCGCGGACAUUGCUGGCAGUAAGGGCUGGGGACUGGAUAGUUAUACUGGUGUUGCUCUGGGCGUUCUGCUUUCGUCUUGGAGACGGGAAGCUCUGGGGCCGGCCAGAUCCGAAUCAGUACAAAUGGUAUGAAGCGCCUCAGAAAACGGGCGACUUGAAAGUCAAGCCAAAGCAGACCAGAAAUAUCGGCGAGAGAUUGCAGCAGGUCGGGUAUGACAUUGCGAUACUCUGGGGGUCUCAAUCUGGCGUCUCUGAAGCCUUUGCGGAACGACUGGCACGACAAUGGCAGUCACGAUUUGCGCUCAAGACUCUGGUGGCUGAUCUCGAUGACUACGACGCUUCUUCUUUGUCAAAGUUCCCGGCUGGCAAGCUGUGUGUCUUCCUGUGUUCGACAUAUGGAGAGGGAGAUCCUCCGGACAAUGCUGUGAGUUUCUGCGCAGCACUCGAGAAAAUGAGGAAGAGCGGAACUCGCGUCGACGGCUUGCGUUACCUGGCGCUCGGUAUGGGCAAUAAGAACUACAAGUACUAUAACCAGGUUAUUGUGGACCUUGACCGCACGCUUACUGAACUUGGAGGUCUUCGUAUCGGUCCUCUGGGACGAGCGGACGAAAGCCAGGGCAUGACCGAAGAAGAUUUCAUCGAAUGGCAAGAGAAUUUACUUCAGGAUCUCGGCCAGAGCAUUCAACUGAACGAGCGACCAAUCACCUACGAGCCGACUUUGAAUGUGCUCGAUGUCUGCGUUGACGAAGAGAGCCUCUGGAUGGGCGAACCAAGCGAGGCUGCGCUGCUGAACAUGACAAAAAAGGUGGCCUACAACUCUAAGAAUCCCUACCCAGCACCCAUCGCGGCUUCUAGAACGCUAUCUCCACAUCCAGAUCGAGUCUGUGUGCACAUGGAGGUCAGCAUCGCUGACGCGCCCGCGCUUCGAUACCAGACAGGCGAUCAUUUGGCCGUCUGGCCGAUUAAUCCUGAAUAUGAGGUCGACCGGCUGCUUCGUGUCUUGGGCCUGGACGCUCCGAACAAACGGAGGCAGCCGAUCAUGAUCGACCACUCCAAGGACGUAACUUCGAGGCCAAAUCUGCCUUCCCCGACCACGAGAGAGGCCCUUCUCAAGUACUACCUGGAGAUUUGCGCACUCGCAUCACGAGACUUGCUCGUUCUGAUGUCCCUGUAUGCACCAACAGAGGCUGCGAAAGCAAAGCUUCUGAGGCUGGGCACUGACAAGACUGCAUUCCGGACUGAGGUGGCCUGGAGAUACGCCUCAAUCGGUCGCGUCAUGGAAAUGGUCGCGCCUGAUCAGGUUUGGUCUCAGGUGCCAUUCUCCCUCCUGAUCGAGUCCUUCAACCGCAUCCAGCCACGAUAUUACUCCAUCUCGAGCUCGCCGCUCGUUCAACCAAGACAGCCUACAAUCACCAUGGCGGUGAACAACCGACCGAUCUUGUCACAGGACCAUACGAAAAAUGAGGAGGAUGGGUUUCUGGGCCUGGCAACCAACUUUCUCUUGGCCCAUGACCGAAAGAUGGCGGUCAAGGAGACGACGCAAGAAGACCAGAAUGUUGUCCCAUGGUCGCAGUCGCAGUCAUACGGCUCCGUACCCAGCUACGAUCUAGAUGGUCCCAGAAACAAGCUCAGCGGCGGCCGGAUCUACAUGCAUAUCAGAAAGUCGACCUUCAAGCUACCCUUGAACCCGGCCAUCCCCAUCAUCAUGGUCGCAGCCGGUACAGGCAUUGCUCCGUUCCGCGGCUUUGUCCAGGAACGGGCCCGACUCGCGGAGCUCGGCAAAUCGAUUGGCAAAAUGUUGCUCUUCUUCGGCUGUCGCGACGAUGGCCACGAUUACUUGUACAAGAACGAAUGGGAGGAGCGACGGGCCAAGCUCGGCGGUGACAGCUUCGUCAUGGUUCCGUGCUUCUCCAGGCUUCGGGGCCAGAAAAAGAUGUACGUCCAGGACGGGCUGGCUGAACACAGACAGCUCGUGUUGGACAUGAUUGACAACGGCGCAGCGUUCUACAUCUGUGGCGCUGCGACCAUGGCGAGAGAAGUGAGAGCUCGGCUUAACCAAGUCGUGGCCGAAAGCAGGCAGCAGAGUGUGGAGGAGGCGGAUGCUUGGGUGAGCGCUAAGAUGGGAAAGGCCGGGCUCUAUCAUGAGGAUGUAUGGGGUUAG
Molecule: messenger RNA, 2211 nt
Organism: Fonsecaea multimorphosa CBS 102226
Lineage: Eukaryota; Fungi; Ascomycota; Eurotiomycetes; Chaetothyriales; Herpotrichiellaceae
Exons: 2
Coding region: 1-2211 (736 amino acids)
Cellular component (GO): cytosol
Molecular function (GO): NADPH-hemoprotein reductase activity; FMN binding; flavin adenine dinucleotide binding
Source: RefSeq, a predicted model, not a curated record